Messenger RNA from Dicrocoelium dendriticum, 1455 nucleotides. NCBI's taxonomy places the organism in Eukaryota, Metazoa, Platyhelminthes, Trematoda, Plagiorchiida, Dicrocoeliidae. The record is from the annotation of a GenBank genome assembly.
ACGCCGGUACGUUGUGCUCCGUUGCAAUCGUUGUGACGAUCUGGGUUUAUUGUUGCGUACCAUAUCUCCCCUCGUGUUUCUGGACCUACUCCAUCUCUCCUUCACUGACCUUUUCAGUUUGCUUGGACUCAGUUCACUGCUCAACCACAAUGAGCGACGACGAAAGCCAGAACAGCUCUGACGAGUCCGAACAUGAACGACGUGAGAAGUCGGACGAGGAAGAGGAGAUUCGAAGACAGGAGGAGGAACGAAAGCGACGUGAAGAAGAGGCAAGGCGCGAAGAGGUUGCACAAGAGAGACAACGCAAGCAACAAGAGAAGCAACGUCAAGAAGCGGAAGCCACGAAGAAACAACGGAAGCCAGGACAGAAACGUCGGGGUUUGGGUGGGCUAUCGAAAGAGAAGAAGCGAAUGCUUAAGCAAUUAAUUAUGCAAAAAGCGGCUGAGAUCAUGAAAGCUGAACGUAAGAAGGAGCAGGAGAAACGAGAUGAAUAUGUUCGCAGUAAAAUUGGCACAUUGUCAUUGGAAGGACUCAGUGAAGGUGAUUUGAGAGCAAAAGUGGCCAAACUACAUGAACAACUCAGACAACUUGAAGGUGAGAAAUACGACUGGGAGGAAAAGCUUCGACGGCAAGACUUUGAGAUAAUCGAGAUGACAGUGAAGGCCAACGAUAACAAGGGCAAGUUCGUCAAACCAGUCCUCAAGAAAGUGUCCAAGACCGAGAGCCACAUGGCAAGGUUUGAGAAGAAGGAAGGAACCGGCCACAGUCUCUCAUCAUUCAGAAACCAGUUGAAAUCUACUGGUCAUAGUAAAUAUGCUUUGGAAGAAAAGGAAGAAUCCGGAGGGAAAGCUGGAUGGCGAGAUCAACUCAAACCGAAGGAGGAAGAAGGCGCAGCCGCUGCUCAGUAACUGUUCUCAUUCAUUCGCACAUACCUGCCGCAGCCUACUCUGUUCGUGCACUUGCGCGCAACUUUUGGCGUUCCGAUUCGCUCCCUCUAUUCCCUCCAUUCUGUUUCCUCAAAGCGUUACCCGCUUUCGGUGUCAAUAUCUGUUUCGUCUUUCCCUGGGAUGCUCAAAGGGAUAAAAUCCAAUGUAAACACGAACCUAAAUCACCAUUUUCGUCUCCACCAUCCCCUACCAUUCUCUUGCAGAAUUCGAGACGUAAACACAUGGACUGCGGACAUACUCCCAACCUCGUCAUCUCACUCACUAUGCGUGUUUAUUGUGCGAGGUCUACAGGAGAGAAAUCGCUGGCAAUAGUGUUGUUUACUAUGGUCUCCGUACCAUCAAACGUAUUCAUCGGUUGUGCGAUAAGUAGUAGAUGCUUCCCGCGAUGAGCAGUUUUCUUCUUAGUUUCUACGCAUUUUGUGUGCAUCAACCCCCCCAGCUGUAUUUCAUUUCAUUUGCUCCCAUAAUUGCAAUAAAUCGUGCAUAAUAAGCGACUUUUGUCAAUUAA